This is a messenger RNA of Rhineura floridana, 3606 nucleotides long. RefSeq names its product RAS guanyl releasing protein 3 (gene RASGRP3). The record is from RefSeq and is a predicted model, not a curated record. Gene Ontology annotation, cellular component: plasma membrane. Gene Ontology annotation, biological process: positive regulation of GTPase activity; Ras protein signal transduction. Lineage: Eukaryota; Metazoa; Chordata; Lepidosauria; Squamata; Rhineuridae. The transcript is spliced from 19 exons. Bases 694 to 2772 code for a protein of 692 amino acids. Gene Ontology annotation, molecular function: calcium ion binding; guanyl-nucleotide exchange factor activity.
UCCUGCUGCCGUUGCUGCUGUAAGUUGCGCUGGGGAAGGCCUAUUAAUAGUUACAAGAAGAGGAAAAAGCUCUUCUGGAGGCAGGAAAACCAAGUCAGGAAAGAAUGGGAGGAAGUGUGGCUGCCAUUUCGCCAAACAAUUUGGAAGGCUUUGAGCUUCCAGGCUCACAAGGCUUUGCCAUUGUUGCAAAGAAUGUGAAGUGAGCACAGUUCCUUUGUCAUUCAGAAGUGUUCAAGAGAAGGCCUUGAAUGAGAUGGGAAUGGAAUGAAGAAGAAACUCCGAAAAGGAGGAGGAACUGGUCCAGAAAAAGAGAUCUGCCCAUCAGUUGCACACACACACUGAGGUUUUGCAUUCUCUGUUUAAUCAUGAUGCACUUUUUGGUGGAAGUUUGCUUUUCCCUCUGAGAAACAAUUCUGAAGGCAUCUCUUGGAGUUAGAGUGGAAUUCCAUGAGAAAGAGAGAGUGAACAACCCAUCAGCAGCAGAGACCAGGAAUGUGUGAAGUGGCAGCUCCCACUUAGGAGUUUAUAGAAACAACACAUGGAUUUUCCAUUCAGCUGGAGGCGGAUAAUGUCUUUGCUGUAAAUGGUUUUCUAGUGAUGUGGUGCAGAGAAUGCAACUGACUAUAGUCUAAUGGAGCCCCUGCUGGUGCUAGCCUUCUCUGGUGUGGUGAAAGAGUAUCUGUUCUUUUAACCAUGGGGUCCAAUACACUCGGGAAAGCUGCAACAUUGGAUGAACUAUUAAGCACCUGCAUAAAAAUGUUUGAUCACAAAGGGGAACUGAGCAGCAAUCAUUUGCCAAGAACCUUCCUUUUAAUGCACCGGUGGUAUCUACCAUCCACAGAACUGGCAGGGAAACUUCUCUCCCUAUAUAGAGAUGCCAGUGAGGAAAAUUGCAGUGAAAUCCGCUUAAAAAUCUGUUACUUCAUGAGAUACUGGAUUUUGGAAUUUCCUGCAGAAUUUAAUCUGGACCUUGGCUUGGUUCGUCUGACUGAGGAGUUUCAAGAGCUAGCCAGCCGCCUAGGUUACGAAGAGCACAUCCACCUUAUUGAUAUCUCUAGCAUUCCCUCUUACGACUGGAUGAGAAGAGUCACACAAAGAAAAAAACCUUCCAAGAAAGGAAAAGCUUGCUUGCUGUUUGAUCACCUGGAACCCAUUGAGCUUGCUGAGCAUCUCACUUUUUUGGAGCAUAAAUCUUUCAGAAGAAUCUCUUUUACAAAUUAUCAGAGCUAUGUGAUCCAUGGUUGCCUGGAGAACAAUCCAACUUUGGAAAGAUCAAUCACUUUAUUUAAUGGCAUCUCUAAGUGGGUCCAGUUGAUGGUCCUUAGCAAACCAACCCCUCAGCAAAGGGCAGAAGUAAUCACAAAAUUCAUCAAUGUUGCACAGAAACUUCUUCAUCUUCAAACUUUCAAUACGCUGAUGGCUGUGGUAGGAGGACUAAGCCACAGUUCUAUUUCACGUCUCAAAGAAACUCAUUUUCACCUUUCCUCAGAAGUUACAAAGGAUUGGAAUGAAAUGACCGAACUAGUCUCCUCCAAUGGAAACUACUGUAGCUACCGCAAAGCUUUUGCUGAUUGUGUUGGCUUCAAAAUUCCGAUCUUAGGAGUCCACUUGAAGGACCUGAUAGCAGUUCAUGUCGUCUUUCCAGACUGGAUUGAUGAGAACAAAGUCAACAUAGUAAAAAUGCAGCAGCUUUCAGUCACCUUGAAUGAGCUGGUUUCCCUCCAGACCGCUUCUCACCAUCUUGAACCAAACAUGGAUUUAAUUAAUCUGCUAACGCUUUCCCUGGAUCUCUACCACACUGAAGAUGAUAUUUACAAACUCUCACUGGUGCUGGAACCAAGAACUUCAAAAUCACAGCCUACCUCUCCAACAACCCCUAACAAGACCGUGGUGCCACUUGAAUGGGCAUCUGGAGUCAUACCAAAACCUGAUCCGAGUAUAAUUAACAAACACAUCCAAAAACUAGUUGAUUCUGUUUUUAGGAACUAUGAUCAUGACCAUGACGGCUACAUCUCUCAAGAGGACUUUGAAAGCAUAGCAGCUAAUUUUCCUUUUCUGGACUCAUUCUGUGUAUUAGACAAAGAUCAGGAUGGCCUUAUCAGCAAAGGAGAAAUGAUGGCUUAUUUUCUGAGGGCCAAAUCACAGCUGCAGUGUAAAAUGGGACCAGGUUUUAUACAUAACUUUCAAGAGAUGACCUAUCUUAAGCCAACUUUCUGUGAGCAUUGUGCUGGAUUUCUCUGGGGUAUAAUCAAGCAAGGCUUCAAAUGCAAAGAUUGUGGUGCCAACUGUCACAAGCAAUGCAGAGAUCUGCUAGUUCUAGCCUGCAGAAAGUUUGUCAGAGGGACAUCACUGGGCAGCAGUCAUGGUUCCCUGCCCAAUAGCCCGUCAUUACCAUCAGGGCAAGAUGAAGUAUUUAACUUUCCUAGUGUAACAUCACAAAAUCAGGACCUAGAUAGCAGAGCAAUCACUCUUGUCACUGGCAACUCUCAAAAGAUUUCAGUCCAUCUACAGCGGGUGACCACCAGCCAAGCAACCCAGACAGAGCCACUGUGGCAUGAGCCUGAUUGGGGUGAUUCAGGACCACACACCUUCCCCAAAAUGAAGUCCAAGUUCUGUGGGAAAUCAGGAAAGAAUAAAGGUUUUGCGAAAUGGGAGAAUGAAAAAUCCAGCACUCAAGCCGAUAUGGACAUCACAGUAACAACUACAGCACAUGUGUUGGAUAAGAAUGGACCAGAAAUGCUCCUAGAAAGACAGGAAAUGGAGGCUAGCUGAUCCACUGCUGCUGCAAAGAUGGAAGACAGAUCAAGGAAGCAAAAUGUGAUAUACUAUAAAUUGCCAGAUCUAGAUGAACUUCAUUCCACUGUUAAAUUCAGCUAUAUCAGCACCUGUGAGAGAAACUUAAUGACAGAACAUAUUUAUUUUUUUCAUCUAGAUUAAGUAAUUUCAUCACUCUUGCACAAAGCGAAAACAAGGGAGUGUUAUGGCUCCAGCAGGUCAUGCAUUCUUUGUUGCUAUUUCUCAGGCAAGGAAAACUGGCUCCAGACUAUUUUACUACCACGAAGGACACCUUGGCACCUAGACAUGUCACAACUGUCACAGAAACCAGCCUUGCAUGUGUUACUUUUUGUGUGUAUGUUAAUGUCAGAUCUUCUGAUGUGCACAAUGUACUUAUUCCUGUUCUUUUAUUUGAGACUGCAUUCUUUAUCUGGCAAUGAUAGCUAGAAAGAAUACCUGGGCACACACUCAUUUUAAUUUUAUCCUCGGCCAGGGUAUUUUGUUUUUUCCACAAAAUUUGGAAGAUGUUUACAUUUUCCCAUUAAAUAUGUAACAAGCUACUGCUGUGUUGUACUACAAAGUCCCUGCACUAGGUAACUGGAUGAAGUCAUUUUAAAUAUCUACCAGGUGUUAAAAGGCGUGUAGAAUUCAGGUGCUAUGGCGAGUCACGUGGCUGUGAAGGAACUGGAGAAAAAAGGUCUUUCAAUUGUCAUGUGUUAUGCUGAAGUAAUCAUGUAGUACACAUUUUAGUUUAAUGGUUACUGUGUUUUGUUUUUACAUUUUUCAACAAAAGUUUGCUAAAUAAAACACUUGAUUUCAUAAAUAGCAGUA